UUUCCGAUCAUGGCCGCGGCCGCGGACGAGGCGCUGGCCCCGGCGGGCGCCCUGGGAGGUCUCGUCCAGGACUUUGUGGCUGGGCACCAGGAUGGCCCGGCGGCAGAGGUGGCGGCAGAUGUGAAAUCUGGUCGUUGUACUGUAUUACAAGUGGUGGAAGCCCUUGGGUCUUGCCUGGAGAAUCCAGAACCCCGGACUCGAGGUCGAGGGAUCCAGCUUCUGUCCCAGGUGCUCCUUCAGUGUCAUCCCUUGCUCCUAGAAAAGGAAGUGGUACACCUGACCCUCUUCUAUGAGAAUCAGCUCAAGGACCAUCACCUGGUGAUCCCAUCUGUGCUGCAAGGUCUGCGAGCACUGAGUAUGAGUGAUGUGCUCCCUCCAGGCCUGGCUGUAUCUGUGCUCAAAGCCAUCUUUCAGGAAGUGCAUGUACAGUCUCUGACACAGAUGGAUCGACACACAGUCUACAGCAUCAUUACCAAUUUCAUGCGCACCCGAGAAGAAGAACUGAAGGGCCUGGGAGCUGAUUUUACCUUUGGCUUCAUCCAGGUAAUGGAUGGGGAGAAAGAUCCUCGAAAUCUUCUGGUAGCCUUCCGAAUUGUCUAUGACCUCAUUUCAAAGGAUUAUAGCUUAGGACCUUUUGUAGAAGAACUAUUUGAGGUGACAUCCUGUUACUUUCCUGUUGAUUUUACUCCACCACCUAAUGACCCCCAUGGUAUCCAAAGAGAAGAUCUCAUCCUGAGUCUCCGGGCAGUUCUGGCUUCCACACCUCGAUUUGCUGAGUUCCUGCUGCCGCUGCUGCUCGAAAAGGUAGACUCUGAGAUGCUCAGUGCCAAACUGGACUCCUUGCAGACGCUGAAUGCCUGCUGUGCUGUGUAUGGGCAGAAGGAGCUGAAAGACUACUUGCCCAGUCUGUGGACCUCCAUCCGUAGAGAGGUCUUCCAAACAUCCAGUGAGCGGGUGGAGGCUGAAGGCCUGGCAGCCCUGCACUCCCUGUCUGCGUGUUUGUCUAGAUCUGUGCUGGAGGCUGAUGCAGAGGACCUCCUAGACUCCUUUCUCGGCAGCAUCCUGGAGGAUUGCAGGCACCACCUUUGUGAACCUGACAUGAAGCUGGUGUGGCCUAGUGCCAAGCUGUUACAGGCGGCCGCAGGGGCAUCCGCUCGGGCCUGUGACCGCGUCACCAGCACUGUGAUACCCUUGCUUCUGGAACAGUUCAAUCGGCACAGCCAGAGCAGCCAGAGACGGACAAUACUAGAGAUGCUUCUGGGUUUCUUAAAACUACAGCAAAAGUGGGGAAAUGAGGACAAAGAUGAAAUACUCCUGAGUACCUUCAAGACCCCGCUGUGUUCACUGGUCUCCUUGGCCCUGGCAGACCCCAGUACACAACUCCAGCUAGUUGCCAUCCGUGCCCUCACAGUCUUGGGUGCCCAGCCAGGGCUGCUGUCUACCCAGGACCUGGAACUGGCAAUUGAUCAUCUUUACAGGCUGAGCUUCCUGGAGGAGGAGUCCCAGAGUUGUUUGGCAGCUAUGGAAGCAUCAGGGACGCUGGCCACCCUCUAUCCCACAGUCUUCAUUAGCCACCUGGUGCCCCGGCUAGCAGAGGAGCUCCAUACAGGGGACACAGAGUUGGCCAGCGGGGAGGGACCUUCAUACCAAGCCAGACGCUUGCGCUGCCUACAGGCCCUGUCGGCUGUGUCUACACAUGCCAGCAUUGUCAGGGAGACCCUUCCCCUGUUGUUGCAGUACCUCCGUCACGUGCACAGAGGGAAAAAUGCCGACUCCAGUGAGGUUAUUGCAGUAUGCCGAAGUCUCCACCUGGUGGCGGGGCAGUGCCAGCAGGAGCCUGAGAGUUGCUGGUACUUCCAUCAGACAGCUGUCCCUUGCCUACUUGCCUUGGCUGUUCAGGCAUCCAUGCCAGAGAAAGACCUCCCCAGUCCUGGGAAGCUGCUAUUGGAGGAGGAGGUCUUGGCUGCCAUGGUCUCUGUCAUCAGCACAGCCAGCACCCACCUAAGUCCUGAGCUAGCUGCUCAAAGUGUGGCCCUUGUUGUGCCUUUGUUCUUGGAUGGUGACGUAUCCUUUCUCUCUGAAAACAGCUUCCCCAGCAAGUUCCUCCCGUUCCAGAAUAGCUCCUCAGAACAGAAGCGGCUGGUUGCACUUCUUAUGGCCUUUGUUUGCUCUCUGCCCAAGAAUGUGGAGAUACCUCAACUGGACAGGCUUAUGCAAGAGCUGCUAACUCUGAGCUGCCACCAUGACAGGCUCUUCUCCUGCACUGCUGCUGCCAAGUGUUUUGCGGGGCUACUCAAUAAACACCCAGCAGGGCAGCAGCUAGAUGAAUUCCUACAGAAAGCUAUGGAAAAAGUAGAGGCUGGCCUGAGCCCGGGGCCCUGUCGGAGUCAGGCUUUCACACUGCUCCUCUGGGUGACAAAGGCUUUAGUACUCAGAUACCACCCUCUCAGCUCCCGCCUCACAGAGAGGCUAAUGGGCCUUUUGAGUGACGCAGAAUUGGGCCCCGCUGCAGCUGAUGGCUUCUCCCUUCUGAUGGCCGAUUGCCCAGAUGUGCUGCACCGAGCUGGCCACGCUGAAAUACGCAUCAUGUUCCGCCAGCGCUUCUUCACGGACAGUGUGCCCGCCCUGGUCCAGGGUUUCCACGCUGCUCCUCAGAACGUGAAGCCAAACUACUUGAAGGGUUUGUCUCAUGUACUCAAUAGCCUGCCGAAACCCGUGCUCCUGCCAGAGUUACCGACGUUACUUUCCCUGUUGCUUGAGGCUUUAUCCUGCACAGACUGUGUGGUACAGCUCUCCACCCUCAGCUGCCUUCAGCCUCUUCUACUAGAUGCCCCACAAGUCAUGAGUCUUCACAUCGACACCCUUGUCACCAAGUUCUUAAACCUCAGUUGUAGCCCUUCUAUGGCUGUUCGGAUUGCUGCAUUACAGUGCAUACAUGCACUCACCAGGCUGCCAACUCCUGUGCUCCUGCCCUACAAAAUGCAAGUGAUCCGGGCCUUGGCCAAGCCACUGGAUGACAAGAAAAGGCUGGUCCGCAGAGAAGCAGUGACUGCCAGGGGGGCAUGGUUCCUCCUGGGGAGCCCAGGCAGCUGAGGUUUCAGCCUCAUGCCUGAUGAUCUCUCCCGAGUCACUGACCUCUCCAGGCGUCUUCCUGCCGAAUGGGCCCUGUCCAGGGAGGGGGAGACCAUUGUCCUCCUCCCCACUGUGGGCUCAGUUCUGUGCUGCAUGGCUGGGCAAUGAAUGCAAUAUUCCUCAUUGCUCGUGGAUAUUGUGAAGUGACACUGGGGCCUGGGGCCAUGGGAGUGUGCUGGCUACAGAGUGAAGAGGGCCAAGUUGUAUGAGGGUAAAGGAGCUAGCCUGGGUACCCUCCUGAGGAAUGAUUGUGAAUGAUUGGCCCUAAGGGCUACAGAGAAUUUGUAUGUAUGUUGUGUGUAUGGCUAGAAAAUAAAAACAUCUUUUGAUUAUA
This is a messenger RNA of Antechinus flavipes (yellow-footed antechinus), 3466 nucleotides long. It is a transcript of the gene MMS19, whose product is annotated as MMS19 homolog, cytosolic iron-sulfur assembly component. The transcript is spliced from 31 exons. Gene Ontology annotation, biological process: iron-sulfur cluster assembly. Gene Ontology annotation, cellular component: cytosolic [4Fe-4S] assembly targeting complex; MMXD complex. Bases 10 to 3093 code for a protein of 1027 amino acids. The record is from RefSeq and is a predicted model, not a curated record. NCBI's taxonomy places the organism in Eukaryota, Metazoa, Chordata, Mammalia, Dasyuromorphia, Dasyuridae.